This is a messenger RNA of Ixodes scapularis (black-legged tick), 1559 nucleotides long. RefSeq names its product tubulin alpha chain-like. Gene Ontology annotation, biological process: mitotic cell cycle; microtubule cytoskeleton organization. The coding region runs from base 105 to 1451 and encodes 448 amino acids. Lineage: Eukaryota; Metazoa; Arthropoda; Arachnida; Ixodida; Ixodidae. The record is from RefSeq and is a predicted model, not a curated record. Gene Ontology annotation, cellular component: microtubule; cytoplasm. The transcript has 5 exons. Gene Ontology annotation, molecular function: structural constituent of cytoskeleton; GTP binding.
GUUCUUUUCUGUUUUCCACAGCGGUUCGUGAUCUUCAACCAGUUCAACAGACCACCCACUUUCCCCUCAUUUUUUGUUCCCGUCUCCGAUUAAUCGCGGCAACUAUGCGGGAGUGCAUAUCGGUUCACGUGGGCCAGGCCGGAGUCCAGAUCGGCAACGCCUGCUGGGAGCUCUACUGCCUGGAGCACGGCAUCCAGCCGGACGGCGAGAUGGCAAGCGACAGGAUCCGCGGAGGAGGGAACGACUCGUUCAGUACCUUCUUCAACGGGACCGGUGCCGGCAAGUACGUGCCGCGAGCGGUGUAUGUGGACCUCGAGCCCACCGUCGUGGAUGAAGUGCGCACCGGCACCUACAGGCAGCUCUUCCACCCGGAGCAGUUGAUCACGGGCAAGGAGGAUGCUGCCAACAACUACGCGCGCGGCCACUACACUAUCGGCAAGGAGAUUGUGGACCUCGUGAUGGACCGGAUUCGGAAGCUGGCGGACCAGUGCACGGGCCUGCAGGGCUUCCUCAUCUUUCGCAGCUUCGGGGGUGGAACCGGGUCGGGCUUCGCCUCCCUCCUCAUGGAGCGCCUGUCGGUGGACUACGCCAAGAAGUCCAAGUUGGAGUUCGCAAUCUACCCCGCUCCGCAGGUCUCUACGGCUGUUGUUGAGCCGUACAACUCCAUCCUCACAACACACACUACACUGGAGCAUUCGGACUGCUCGUUCAUGGUUGACAACGAGGCAAUCUUUGAGAUCUGCCGCCGUAACCUCGACAUCGGGCGGCCGAGUUACACCAACUUGAACCGACUAAUCAGUCAAGUUGUUUCCUCAAUCACGGCUUCCCUGCGCUUCGACGGUUCCCUCAACGUCGACCUGACCGAGUUCCAGACCAACUUGGUGCCGUACCCGCGCAUCCACUUCCCACUGGUCGCGUAUGCCCCGGUCAUCUCUGCGGAGAAGGCCUACCACGAGCAGCUGACGGUCUCCGAGAUCACCAACUCGUGCUUCGAGCCGGUCAACCAGAUGGUGAAGUGCGACCCCCGCCACGGCAAGUACAUGGCCUGCUGCCUGCUCUACCGGGGAGACGUGGUUCCCAAGGACGUGAACGCAGCCAUUGCGGCCAUCAAGACCAAAAGCAGCAUCCGAUUUGUGGACUGGUGCCCCACUGGAUUCAAGGUUGGCAUCAACUACCAGCCGCCCACCGUGGUUCCCGGGGGUGACCUGGCCAAGGUGCAGCGUGCCGUGUGCAUGCUGUCCAACACCACGGCCAUUGCCGAGGCCUGGGCCCGCUUGAACCACAAGUUCGAUCUCAUGUAUGCCAAGAGGGCUUUCGUGCAUUGGUACGUGGGCGAAGGCAUGGAGGAGGGAGAGUUCUCCGAGGCCAGAGAGGACCUGGCUGCUCUCGAGAAGGACUACGAGGAGGUCGGCAUGGACUCGGCCGAAGACGACGGAGGGGAAGAGUUCUAAGUCACGUUUGAAUGCUUGCCCUCCUUCUCAGGGCCCUGUAAUAAGUAAAAGGCAGUACGGACAAACGGCGCGCAAUAAAAAGUUAAAAAAAGACUGAGUUUGUGGGUA